UUAAAUAGUUGAACCAGAGGCAUCUCCAUUCUCCACUACCCUAUUCCUCAUUCAUUACCAAAUUUCCAGAAACCAACCAACCAUGGAAACGACGUCGUUUCUUUCUUCUUCUUCUUCUUUCACUUUCUCUUCCCUCCCUUCACCUCUUUUGACUCAACAUGUCCACCGCAAGGGCCUGUUCUCAGUACCUGUAAAUCCGCAAACAUGUCGAAUUGCUGUUGUCCGGAAAAGAAUGAGCUUCCGCACAAAGGCAACACUUGGAGGAAACAUGCAGGUGACAGAAGCUCCGACUUCCGUUCCGGUGAGAGUAGCAUACGAGCUUCAUCAAGCUGGGCAUCGGUAUUUGGAUGUCAGGACACCUGAAGAGUUCAGUGCAGGGCAUGUUCCUGGGGCCAUUAACAUCCCUUACUUUUGCAGACUUGGAUCAGGAAUGGCAAAGAACCCCAGUUUUCUGGCGGAAGUAUCAGCACAUUUUGGACAAUUUGAUGAAAUUAUUGUUGGGUGCCAGCUUGGGAAACGGUCUCUAAUGGCUGCCACUGAUCUUCUAGCUGCUGGCUUUACUGCUGUCACUGACAUUGCCGGAGGGUAUGAGGUGUGGACUCAAAACGGGCUUCCGACGGUAUGACGAUGUUGCUGAUACAAUAAUGAAGUUGGAAGACAAAAACUAAAUAAGAUCAAAGUGGAGAAGAUCUCACCUAUUAAUGUAGUUGCCAGUCACAGAAUAACAAGAAACAAUGUGAAUGUAAAUGUCUAGAGAAAAUGCUCUUGUUGUUCUGUAUGGAAAUGGAAACAGAGAAAACUAACAAAUAAUGGAUGAAUGGAAUUAGUGAAAUUUGUACAUAAA
Hibiscus syriacus is the source of this 844-nucleotide messenger RNA. RefSeq names its product thiosulfate sulfurtransferase 16, chloroplastic-like. Gene Ontology annotation, molecular function: thiosulfate-cyanide sulfurtransferase activity. NCBI's taxonomy places the organism in Eukaryota, Viridiplantae, Streptophyta, Magnoliopsida, Malvales, Malvaceae. The coding region runs from base 83 to 625 and encodes 180 amino acids. The transcript has 6 exons. The record is from RefSeq and is a predicted model, not a curated record.